AUGGCGCUUAUGACCACUCACGUUUGGAGUCUUCUUACCAGAAGGAAUUCUAUAUGGGUUGAAUGGAUUCAUGAACACAAAAUUAAAGGCCAGUCAUUUUGGAAAAUUCGCUUACGGGGUAACUCAACGACUGGCUGGAGAAAUAUUAUGAAUCUUCGGGACAGGAUACGCCCGUUCAUUGUCUCUAAGAUUGGAAAUGGCUUAUCUACUUAUGCAUGGUCCGAUAACUGGUCUUGUGUGGGUCCUUUAUGUGCGUUCAUCUCUUCUCGUCAACUGCAUAGAGCCGGUUUUAAUCCUCAGUCGAAGGUUAAAGACUUUCUGCAUGAUGGUGUUUGGAGGUGGCCGAGAGCUUGGUUGGAUAUGUUUCCAGUUUUAAUAAAUCUUCAGCCGCCAACUAUUAACAUUGACGUCCCUGAUUCUCUUGUGUGGCGUGUUUCGGGUGAUGUGGAACAGGAUUACUCAGCAUCAGUUGUAUGGGACACGAUCAGGUUUCAUGGUAUUAAAGUCCCGUGGGUGGAAAUAGUGUGGUUUGCUAAUUGUAUUCCAAGGCAUGCUUUUCUUGCUUGGCUUAUUUGUAAGAAGAAGCUAAAGACUCAAGAUAAAUUGAAGCAAUGGGAUGUUGGAAGUGCUACAAAUUUAAACCUUAUGUCCUGCCCAUUAUGUUGCUCGGAGCCGGACUCGCACGAACACUUGUUUUUUGAAUGUUCGUUUUCUAUGCAAGAAGUUCCUGCUAAGAAGUCUAUGCGAAGUGUCAUUGGUCGGUUACUUCUGGCCGCUACAGCGUACUUCAUCUGGCAAGAGCGUAAUCACAGGUUAUUUAAAUCGAAGAAAAGAUCAGUUGCAAUGAUCGGUGAGGCGAUUGUUGCUGUUGUUCGUUUGAAACUAGCUUCGGUGAAGGUCAAGAGCUCUACGACUGGGAUGAGCUUGCUGGAGAGAUGGAAAGUGCCAAUCAUGUAG
Messenger RNA from Helianthus annuus (common sunflower), 957 nucleotides. RefSeq lists its product as uncharacterized. Bases 1 to 957 code for a protein of 318 amino acids. The transcript has 2 exons. NCBI's taxonomy places the organism in Eukaryota, Viridiplantae, Streptophyta, Magnoliopsida, Asterales, Asteraceae. The record is from RefSeq and is a predicted model, not a curated record.